UGCUAUCUCGGGACAUAAUAGUGAGGUCUUACACUAUUAGGAAAUGUGUGGGUGUAUUUCGGGACAUAAUAGUGCGGUCUUACACCAAGUACUACCCGACAUAAUAGUGAGGUGUUACACCAAGUACUACCCCAGAAGGACCCCCAGAAGUGGCAUUUCUAUGGAGCUCGGACCUCGCAAUUCUCGUGCCCAAGGCCCCCACGGCUCAACGCCUUACAGCUGCUGACUCAUGCCAACUGGCCUUAGGAGUGCAUGGAAGCUGAAGGUUUCUGUGAAAAAGAGCAGUCACUGAGAAGGAUUCACAAUUCGAGUUGUUAUGGCUGGGGGAAUUCCAAAACUUUACUGUGCAUGGUUUUGUCCUUUUGCUCAAAGAGCAUGGAUUGCUCUGGAAGCCAAAGGUGUGGAUUUUGAGUACAUCGAACAAGACCCUUAUAACAAGACCCCAGAAUGGCUCUCCAUCAAUCCUCGAGGAAUGGUGCCUGUCAUUGUUCACAACAACAAUACAGUUUAUGAAAGUCCAGUCUGCAUUGAGUAUGUUGAUGAAGCAUGGCCCAUUGAACCAAGAUUGCUACCUACAGACCCUUACCAUAGAGCUCAUGCAAGGAUAUGGGGAGAUUUUAUAGGCAAGAAAAUUACUCCAUUGUUUUAUGCUCUUCUUAUGAAACAAAGUGAGGCAGAACAACAGGGAAUCAAGCCUCGGUUGAUAAGAGAACUGCUUGAGCUGGUGAAAGCGAUGGAUCCAAAGGGGCCGUUUUUUCAAGGUGAAAAGCUUGGAUUUGUUGACAUCAUGUUGGCUCCUCAUGUAGCAAGGUUCUUUAUUCUGAAGCACUAUCGUGGUUUUGAGGUACCUAAAAGUGGAGAGUUUGAGAGAUUUCAUCUUUGGUGGGAAGCUGUGAGGAAUGCUCCUGCUGUUAAAGCCACCUUACAGGAUGACGGUAAAUUGUUGGAUAGCUACCAACGAUAUGCUGAUGCUAGUGUCAAGUCACAAGUUGGUGAUGCCAUAAGAAAAGGUGGACCAAUGCCUUAAACUUGGAGGUUUUGAAAAACAACCACCAAACAUUGGACAUACAACUGAGACAUUUGCUAUUUUGAGUAGUAAUGGUUCAUGUGGUUGGCACAAGUUGUACAUAUGAAUAAGGGUUCUUAAACCCUGUUCAGACCUGCCUUCCUGACUUAAACCAGUUAAGAACUUUUUAAAUAUAUAUAUUGAAGUAAGCGCUGCCAAAUUUUGCAACUGCAUAGGUUAAAACUGUGAAUUUGAUAUGACAUGUGAUUACAUGUCAUUAUUCUCAGAACUUGAUGUUUCCAUGGCAACCUCAUUUUGACAGGAAUGAAUUUUCAAGUUUGGAAUUAUUUAUUUAGUUUUUAUUAGCAAAAUUUAACUUUUACACAGUCAGUCCUGACUUUUUAGCAUUGCUUUAUCAGUUUUGAUUACUUUUGAGCCAUUUUUGAAGCAAGAACUUUGGUGUUAAAAUUGUACAACUGAACUAUGUAUGAUCCAUCUUAGAAACACACUUUUCUUGAAGAUCAAUGCUCUUGAAUUGAUCUGUAUGUUACUUCCUUUCCUCUUGUUCUUACUCCAUCAAAUUUUGAGCAUACUUUGGGUGCUCUUCAAUUAUGCAAAUAUUUAAUACACACCGGGCUGGAAUGCGCUGUGAAGGGGAACUUUGUUGCCCGCUGUUGUUUAAAAUUGUACAGUGGAAAUACAAAUAAAAGUACAAAGCAAUUUUCAAAA
This is a messenger RNA of Orbicella faveolata, 1735 nucleotides long. RefSeq lists its product as uncharacterized. Gene Ontology annotation, molecular function: glutathione transferase activity. The record is from RefSeq and is a predicted model, not a curated record. Gene Ontology annotation, cellular component: cytoplasm. NCBI's taxonomy places the organism in Eukaryota, Metazoa, Cnidaria, Anthozoa, Scleractinia, Merulinidae.